Molecule: messenger RNA, 5030 nt
Organism: Oryctolagus cuniculus (rabbit)
Lineage: Eukaryota; Metazoa; Chordata; Mammalia; Lagomorpha; Leporidae
Source: RefSeq, a predicted model, not a curated record
CCCCCUCUCCCUCCUUCUUUCUCUCUCCCUCUUUUCCCCUCCUUUCUACUGAUUUGGCACAAGCCAAUGGAUGGGGAUCGAGCAUGAAAGGAGAGAGGGGGAGAGAGAGAGAGAGAGAGAGAGAGAGAGAGAGAGAGAGAGAGAGAACGAGCAACAAAACCCCCAAACCCAGCCAGCGCGAGCGCACGCGCGUGCACACACACACACACACACACACACCAUCCCAUCCACGUCCUCUCUGGGUCUUGCCUCCCUCCCUCCCUCCUCCAUUCUCCUCUCUCUCUCUCUCUCUCUCUCACGUUUGCACGCCUCUGCCAGCAACGGUCUACAGCCGGUCGGAACUCGCCCUCUUCCCCGGAGCCCGCGAGCUCCCCCUCUCCCUGCGAAGUUUAACGUCCCUGUGCGGCUGCCAAAGCCCAAAGCCUUUCCCAUUCAGCUGCCGCCUCUUCCCUCUCUGCUUUUGUUUUUGUUUUGCACUGGGGUGGGGUAGGGUGUUGUUGUUGUUGUUGUUGUGUGUGUGUGUGUGUGUGUGUGUUGGGGGGGAGCUGUGCUGGCGGCGGGAGGUGGGUUGUGAUUUUUAAAUUUUUGCAUUUAAAAAAAAAAACUGGAAAAAGCACGGGUGGGUAGAAAUUGAAAAAAAAAUGUUGUUGUUGUUGUUGUUGUUGGCUUUUGUUUACCUGGCGUGAGUGGCAACCAGCACGCUCCCUUCUCUGCCGCGGUCCCUAACCUUUCUUUCUUUUUGCUUCUUUUCCAAAAAAAUUAUUAAUUUCCCCCUUCUGUGCAAUGGAGCAUGGGUGGGGGGAGAAGGGGGAAGGGUUUGAGAAUCCACCCAAGCCCGGCCCCUACUCCCUGGAACACCAAUAAUAACCCCCUUUAAAACAUUUACCUUCCUCCCUGCUCCUCCUCCUCCCCUCCCCCACCCGCCCCCAACUCACAACUCUGUUGAGUCCAGAAUCUCAGAAUCGGGCGUUGGGGCCUUGCCGGGUGCUUCAGAACGAUGGAUGAGUUCCACCCAUUCAUCGAGGCGCUGCUGCCUCACGUCCGCGCCUUCUCCUACACCUGGUUCAACCUGCAGGCGAGGAAGCGCAAGUACUUCAAGAAGCAUGAGAAGCGGAUGUCCAAGGACGAGGAGAGGGCCGUGAAAGAUGAGCUGCUGGGCGAGAAGCCCGAGAUCAAGCAGAAGUGGGCAUCCCGGCUGCUGGCCAAGCUGCGCAAGGACAUCCGGCCCGAGUUCCGCGAGGACUUCGUGCUCACCAUCACGGGCAAGAAGCCCCCCUGCUGCGUGCUGUCCAACCCCGACCAGAAGGGCAAGAUCCGACGGAUUGACUGCCUGCGCCAAGCAGACAAGGUGUGGCGGCUGGACCUGGUCAUGGUGAUCUUGUUUAAGGGGAUCCCCCUGGAAAGUACUGACGGGGAGCGACUCUACAAGUCGCCCCAGUGCUCGAACCCCGGCCUGUGCGUGCAACCACAUCACAUUGGAGUCACAAUCAAAGAACUGGAUCUCUAUCUGGCUUACUUUGUCCACACUCCGGAAUCCGGACAAUCAGACAGUUCCAACCAGCAAGGAGACGCGGACAUCAAACCACUGCCCAACGGGCACUUAAGUUUCCAGGACUGUUUCGUGACUUCCGGGGUCUGGAAUGUGACGGAGCUGGUGAGAGUGUCACAGACUCCCGUUGCGACCGCAUCAGGGCCCAACUUCUCGCUGGCGGACCUGGAGAGCCCCAGCUACUACAACAUAAACCAGGUGACCCUGGGACGACGGUCUAUCACCUCCCCUCCUUCCACCAGCACCACCAAGCGCCCCAAGUCCAUUGAUGACAGCGAGAUGGAGAGCCCUGUCGACGACGUGUUCUAUCCCGGGACAGGCCGCUCCCCGGCGGCUGGCAGCAGCCAGUCCAGCGGAUGGCCCAACGACGUGGACGCAGGCCCGGCUUCUCUAAAGAAGUCUGGAAAGUUGGACUUCUGCACUGCCCUCUCCUCUCAGGGCGGUUCCCCGCGCAUGGCUUUCACCCACCACCCGCUGCCUGUGCUUGCAGGAGUCAGACCAGGCAGCCCCCGGGCCACGGCGUCGGCCCUGCACUUCCCCUCCACGUCCAUCAUCCAGCAGUCAAGCCCAUACUUCACACACCCGACCAUCCGCUACCACCAUCACCACGGCCAGGACUCUCUGAAGGAGUUUGUGCAGUUUGUGUGCGCCGAUGGUUCGGGCCAGGCCACCGGACAGCCCAACGGUAGCAGCCAGGGCAAAGUCCCGGGGUCAUUUUUGCUACCGCCGCCGCCUCCAGUGGCCAGACCUGUGCCCCUUCCUAUGCCUGAUUCCAAAUCCACCAGCACUGCCCCAGACGGCGCCGCCUUGACUCCUCCGUCGCCUUCAUUCGCAACGACAGGCGCCUCCUCUGCCAACCGGUUUGUCAGCAUCGGACCCCGGGACGGCAACUUUCUGAAUAUCCCACAGCAGUCUCAGCCCGGGGACGCCCGCGGGCCCCAGAAGCAGCCCCAGUCCUCGGAGAGCCCUCGGAAGGAUCUCGGCGGAGCUGUGCACCAACAGCCGAGCAGAGAGAAACACGCGAACGGGACUCUGCCCGCAGCGGACAGGAAGCGAGGAUGCGGCGGCACUGCCUCCCCGCCCCCGCCCCGGCCCUCCGGGGACGGAGCCCAAUCCCCCAGCCCCAACAAAGCAACCAGCACACAGUUCUGCAGGGGCCCGGCCCCCGCCCCCGCCCUUCCUAGGGGGACCCCUCCCCAGCACACGCCCUCUGCUCGGCCGGAGCUCCCCCAAGGAGUCCGGAGGACCAGCUCCUAAGGAUGAUGGGGUGUAGACCCGUGGGCUCGCCCCCCGACCCCAACUCCCCAGACUCCGCCCCUCCAACCCCACCCCCUUUCCCGGCCUGGGCUCCGGCCCUUUCUUGACACCAGGUGCUGAUCCAGGCUGGGAGGCGCCCGGGUGGGCAAGGGCGCCCCCUGGAGCUGGCUAUAUGAGCCCAGAGGCGAGGGGUGGUCCUGCCACCCCGCUCUGAGCCCAAGGGCGGUUCCCGGGGCUCUCCGUAGAGUCCAUGGGAGAAAGAAUGUUCUCCACGGCCCGGCCCAGCCUGGGACAGCCCCCCCCCCACCUCCGCUGCCACGAGCGAGGAGGGGGAGUCGGGCCCCGGGUCGCCUCCCACCCCACCCCAGCCUUGCAUGUAGGUGCCCUCGCUCCGCCCCCAUCGGCCCGUGCCCCUCACGCUGACAGCCCUGCGGGGGCCGGGCCCGGGAGCGGAGCAGAAAGGGGACCCCCCCACACACCCGGAGCGGAGCGAGGAGAACCAGGCAGCCGCUGCGGUGGGCGGAGCCGCCACCUGGGCUUAGGUAGGCGUCCUGCGCGCCGACUUUUCAGUUCCUAUGGAGGGUGUUGGGUGUCGUCCUUUGCAAAAAGUGGUUUUUUUUUUUCUUCUUUUUGGAGCUUUCCGUCCCCUCCCCACCUUCUCCCGCACCCCCACCCCACCCCCCACAUAGCCAGCGCUCUCUGGAUUUUAGCUGUAACGUCUUCGCAUUGAGGGGUGGGCAGUCAGCAUCCGGGUGUUGCGCGCUGUUGCAGUUGGGGAUUCUUCCAUCUGAGCAACUUGGGAACAAUUUGCAAACACACCACAGGAAGUAGCUCUCCCCCUAGCCCUUCCUCCCCCCCCCCCAAGGGAUGGGGGCCUGUUCAGAGGGUCUUGAGAAGCCCCCCUGGGAGGGAGGGGAGCAGGAGCACGCCCAGCGCCCUCCGGGUGUGGUUGGCCCCUCCGGCUUGUCUGUGCCUUACUCUCUCCUAUGCGUCCCUCCAGUCCCCUUCCUGGUCCGGUCGGUCUCUCUCUCUCUCUCUCUCUCUCUCUCUCUCUCUCUCUCUCUCCACUCUAUGAAAACAUAAAGCACAGGUCAGGGUCCCUCUGGAAGUCAAUCCAACAUUGCACCACGUAGGGGUGGGCUGUGGGCUUUAUUUAUUGUGAAUCUAGCUUGUGAUGCUGCGGCUCCGAGCAGGGGGCGGGAGGGGAGGGCGGCCCUAACCUGGGGGCCAAAGGGCCAGGGGUGGGUGCCUCCACCCCACCUGCAAGCCACGAGGUGGCUGGCCCCAGGGGUGACUUCUGAUGGAAGUGGAGCGAAGCCCUCCACCAGCCCUCCUGGGCAGCGCUACAGCGCUGAGGGGGACCCCAGAACUAAGGGGCAGGGGGGGCGGAUCCUUCGGGAGCCUCCCCGGGGUGGGGGUGUGGGGGGUGGGCCGGGUGGGCCGGGCGUGACUGCACGGUCAGAGUGCAAUGAUUUUUCAGUUGGGUUGUGGCUAAACAGGGUCAGAGCUGAGAGCGAAGCGGAGGGCUCUCCUGCCCGGCCGUGCGCGCGCGUGCGCGCGGGCCCGUGCCCCUUCCCUCCAAGAUAAUUGGAGCCCCCCGGGGCGCCGCGAGCCUGCGGGGAGCCGGGGUGUGCGGGGCACCCGCCCGAGCGAGGUCGGAAGCUGCAGGCCAGCUGGGCCCGGGCUGGAGCGCGCCCGGCGGGGGCCGCCCGGAAGGGCUGGGGUGGGGGGCGUGGGCCGCCCCCUUUCCCGAGUGUCGUUGAGGGGGCAGCGAGGGCACCCGACGUGGGGACGUUUUAGGAGAGGGGAAAAAAACCCACAAAAAUAUAUAUGGGGGAAAUGGACUUUUUGUUUUCAUUGAAUCAAGUGCAAUGUGUCAGAGAGUUUUCCUAUCUUUGUAUGUUAAGAGAUUAAGAAAAAAGAAAAAAAAAACAUUCUAUUUUUGUUGUAACGUCCUCGCGGCUCUGGGGACGCUAAAAGAACUAGGCCUGUCCCCCGCCCUGCGUGGGGACAACGAAAGCUGAGUGUUUCUUCCUUUUAUUAUUUUUUUUUGUUCGUUUUCACUUUUUUUUUAAAGUCGUUUUCUUGCGUUGACGAGAAUGAUCUGGGGUUUUUAUUUGUUUCGUCGUUUCGUUCUCAGUUUCGGUGGGAGGGCUGAAGGAAACAUUCAACAUUUCAGAGUUACAAAAAAAUUUUUUUAAAAACCACCUCGACAUAUUAAAAA